This is a messenger RNA of Dacryopinax primogenitus, 1981 nucleotides long. Its product is annotated as UEV-domain-containing protein. Gene Ontology annotation, cellular component: ESCRT I complex. Gene Ontology annotation, molecular function: ubiquitin binding. Gene Ontology annotation, biological process: endosome to lysosome transport; protein modification process; protein transport. The transcript has 6 exons. The record is from RefSeq and is a predicted model, not a curated record. Lineage: Eukaryota; Fungi; Basidiomycota; Dacrymycetes; Dacrymycetales; Dacrymycetaceae. The coding region runs from base 1 to 1962 and encodes 653 amino acids.
AUGAAUGGACGACCUUCUGGCUCGAAUACCAGCAGUCUGCAGAACUGGCUGCGCAGCGAGCUUGUAGACUAUUCGAACCGGGAUCUUGCAUUUGCUCAUAUUGAGACGGCACUCAAUGCGUACCACCUGUUGAAACCGAAGAGAGAAUCGUUCAUUUAUGACGAUGGCCGUUCCCACCAUCUCCUAUCGCUUGCUGGUCUACUGCAAAUAUCAUACCGAGGCGCAUCGUACAAUAUACCAAUAGCGGUCUGGAUACCCUUCGAUUAUCCGAACGAGCCACCAAUGGCGUUUGUAGUACCAACGAAGGAUAUGGUAGUGAAAGCUGGGAAAGACUUAGAUCCAAGUGGGAAAUGGUCGGGUGAAUACCUCAAGAGUUGGGGGAGAAAGGGCGAGACGUGUAACUUACGCACAUUACUCGAAGCCAUGACCGAUGUCUUCAGCCGUGAACCGCCUCUAUACCGGAAGACGAAGGAGGAACGAACAUCCCAAGGGCCAACACCCUCGGUGCCGUCUGCUGCUCCAGCACGACCGAUGUCAGGUGCCUCCUACACAGGAGGACCAGGAGACAGACCCCCGAUGCCGCCUCCCCGGCCUCCGCCACCGGGUAGUGUGGAUGCCAGGGCUGGUAGCCCAGGCUGGGCAUCCCCUUUGCGUAGCCGGCCACCACCACCUCUUCCACCGCCUAACGGAACACAUAUCCAUCCCCCAUCUGGACGGCCACUCUCUGUGGGUUCACCCCCCGUUCCCCCGCACCCCCCACACCAGCCGCACCCCUACGCACAUGUCGCGCGCACCUCUCUCCGUCCGCAAGGGACACCUCCAACACCAUAUUCUCCUAGACCCGUCAGUGGUCAGCCCGGCUCGCCGCCUCAGGUGCCACCGCAUCCGGGGCAAGCACCGACGUUCGUGCAGCCACAGCAGGGACCGCCGCCGCCUUUCUCUCCUGGACAUGCCCCAGUUUCCCAACCUUUUUCACCUGCUCAACCACAGCCCCAGCCUCAGCCUACACCUUACACCGGUCAGCAACAACCACCUCUGCCUGCUGCUCCCUAUCCCCCACAGCGGACACAGCAGACGCCUGUACCUUACUCUUCUCAGCCUACACAGUAUUCGGUUGGGCAGCCCAUUCAUUUGCCACCAGGUCAACCGGGUCAACCACCCCAGACACAACCGAACCAACCACCCCAGCUGCCGCCGCAGCCUGCACACGUUCGGUCUGCGUCUUGGGCACCCUCUAGUGCAUCAAUACCUCAGCAACCGCAACCCACUUACGCACCACCACCAGCAAUUCCUAUGCCGCCUCGGCAGCCAUCGGUCUAUCCCUCGCUCCCCGCGUCUGUCGCCGCGGUGCAGCAACCCCAGCCCCGCCCGCGGAUUCCUCAACCUGACUUUCUCUCUUCGGACGACCCUGACCCAUCCCCGCGCUCCGCGUCCCCACCACCACCACCUCUUCCACCGAACCCCCAUCUGGUCCAGCUUCAUGUCACUCUCCUCCCUCUUGUGCAGCAGAGGCUACAGCAACACCUCGCCGCCGCGUCUGCAGAGAUGGAUCGGCUGCAAAAGUUGCGGAGCGAGCUAGAGCAAGGGCCAGCAAGGAUACAGGAUGAGAUGGCGCGUUUGGCCGCGGUGCGGGACGUGUGCUUGGGAGUGGUGGCGAGGUUGGAGGGCGUCGUCAGGGAGGCAGAAGGACGGUUGGCGGAUGUGAAGGCGAGGGGCGAGCCAGGAGUGGACGAGAUUGUGUGUGCAGACACAAUUGUUGGGAAUCAGCUUAUCGAUCUGGUCGCAGAGGACAAUGCGAUCGAGGAUACAAUCUACCACCUGCAUCGGGCGCUCAACUCGGGACGGAUCGAUUUGGACAAAUUUAUCAAGACCACCCGUGCACUGGCCGAAGAACAGUUUAUGAAGCGCGCUUUGGUGGAGAAGAUUCUGAAUGGGUUGCCGAUGGGCUUGUGGAGUGCUUAGUGCGCAGUCAGUGUUGGAG